AUGAAUUUAUCAAGAAGAUUCAGUAUUCUUGCAAGCUCUCUUCCAAUAUCUUCAUUCAUCCCAUCAGCUCCCCCUUCAAUAGCUCCUAUAUCUCAAACACUUUUGCCUCACAUCGAUCUAGUCAAUUCCAUUAAAUCAUCUCCAGCUGAUAUAAUUCACCAAAUAAAGCGUCUACCUCAAUUUGAUUCCUCGACUAUCUAUCAUGAUAAUCAUCAAGUCGAGCUCGCAACACUGCUUCAUGCGAUGAUAGUUUCAGCUUACUACUGGCACUCAGACCCUCCACUACCCCGUAUUCCCUCAAAUAUUGCGAUCCCUUUUUGCGAUCUUAACAAACAUCUGAGCCGUGCUCCUGUCCUUACAAUAAUUUCAACUCAAUUUUACAACUGAAAAUUAAAAGACGAAUCUAAACCUUUUCACCCCAAUAAUAUUGAAGCUUUAUUCACUUUUUCAGGCACAGAAGAUGAAGUUCAGUUUUAUCACUGUGCAACUUAUAUCGAAUAUUUAGGAAAUUCUAUUAUUAAUGCCAUUCCAAGUCUUUAUAAUGGAGCUCUAGCAAAAAAUGAAAUCGAGGUCAAAAAUUCGUUAAAAAUUUUUGCUAAAACUUUAAAAGAAGCCAAAAAAGCUUUGGGGUUGGUGUAUCUUAAUCUUAAAUAACAGAUGGGCUUGGCUGGAUUGGUUUCGCAGUCUCCAAGGACUCUCUAGAGGGUUCAUCCGCUUUGUGACAUCUCUGCUGGACACUUGAUCGGCCGAUUAUGGCUUCUGGCAAGAAAAGUAUCAAAUCACCUUCUCCUUAUCGAUCCCUGAUUUCACAGGAUCCCCAGAGUUUUGCGCUGAGAACGCCUUCUCCUUGCCCUUUGGGUUUCAGUAUUGAGUGAGCGGACUAUGGACUUUUGCGGCACUGCAUAGGGUGAUUGGGAAAAUAGCUUAAUCCAGGGAAUAAAGCCUGCAUACUGACGGGUGCUGUUGCCUGCCCUCAUCAGUUACAGGAGAACCCCUAAUCUCUGGCCCAAACUGCAACCCUUAGUAUCACGAUGAGUUUCACUUUCGGUCCCGAAGGAUGUUGCCAGUUUGACUCUUUCUAGCCACAAGAAUUAAGAUUAAACCUACCCAGGUAUACAUAAAUCCAUAUCAGACCUGAAUUUCGACUGGCUUCUCACCCAGUUCGCCUUGGCCAUAAGGCUGAGGAAGCUGCUUAAAGAGUUAGGUGCGGUUAGGUUGGCAUUUUUAUGUAUAUAGGGUUUGUUUAUCAGAAGGUGGAUCCAAAUGUAUUUUAUUUCGGAUUUAGGAAAUAUUUGAAAUCUUUUGAUGGAGGGGUGAUAUAUGAAGGAGUCUCGGAUACCCCUCAGAAGUUAAUGGGGCCAACUGCAGCUCAAAGCCCUUUAAUGAGGCUUGUGGACACUAUUUUUGAUUUAAAUAGUAAUAAUGAGUUUUUAUUGCGAAUCCCAAUGUACAUGCAAAAAGAGCACAGAGACUUAGUAGCAUUUGCUGAAAGAAAUAGGCCAAAUAACUUAAGAGAAGCUGCUAUAAGUUUAAAUGCAAGUGACGAGUGGAAUUCUGCGAUUGGCGAGCUAUGCAAUUUCCGAUCCGCCCAUUCAAAGCUCGCCUAUAAUUACAUUAUAAAGCCAAGUCAAGGAGGUGAAAGCAAAGGCACUGGUGGUUCCUCUCUCGAAGCCUUCCUCAGUGCAUUGAUAGAAAAUACCAAAAAACUAAUGAUUUCUAAGUAG
This is a messenger RNA of Blepharisma stoltei, 1724 nucleotides long. The record is from the annotation of a GenBank genome assembly. Lineage: Eukaryota; Ciliophora; Heterotrichea; Heterotrichida; Blepharismidae.